This is a messenger RNA of Durusdinium trenchii, 1368 nucleotides long. The record is from the annotation of a GenBank genome assembly. Lineage: Eukaryota; Dinophyceae; Suessiales; Symbiodiniaceae.
UGGCUCACAGUCAUCCGCUGGUGGCUGCAAGAGCAUGGGCGCCCUUUGUGUUAAAUCCAUGGCUGGCGACGAUGCUGCCGAUUGGAAAGGGGCCGGUGGGCAUCACAUGCCUGCUGUGUUUGUCAAUCACGGUGGCGGGCCAAUGCCGAUUCUUGGGAAGCAGCCAGGGAUAGCCAAAUUCUUUCAGAGCUACCCAGCCACUUUGCCGACCACACCGUCAGCCAUUUUGAUCGUUACGGCCCACUGGGAAACCGAGAGGCAGCUGAAAGUAUCUGGUGCGAAGUCUCACAAGUUGUACUUCGACUAUGGGGGCUUCCCGAAGGAGAGUUACGAAUAUGAGUAUCCAGCACCUGGAAGCCCUGGUUUGGCCAACCGCGUUAUCUCUUUGCUGUCUGCGAAAGGCUUGAAGUGUACAGCUGAUCUUUCCAGAGGUUGGGACCAUGGGGUCUUUGUGCCGUUGAUGCUCAUGUUCCCCGGUGCAUCGGUGCCAGUGGUGUCCCUGUCCCUAUACGGCAGCCAAGAUGCCACCGAACAUAUGGAAGCUGGGGAUUCAUUGAGGAGCUUUGUCGGAAGCAUGGUCAGCUUCGUCGGAAGCAUGGUCAUUUGCUCGUCUUCUUCUUGUGGAUGCAUCACAUAACAUUUUGGCCGCACGAGAUCCUACUGUGAGAGACAGAGGAAUCAAGCAUUCUGAGAACUUUCAUGCUUGGUUGGCAGACACUGUGCAGUCGGAGAAGAUCAGCCAAGAGGUGGGUAUUGUGUUUGGUGGUUUGCCACCAUAAGGCUGCGAAGAAGCGGCCGCCCGGAAGGGAUUUCCAGAUUUCUUUUGUGACGCGGCAUUUGUACAGGGGUAUCAAAAGCAUCCAUAUGUUUGAAGCAGAAGUGUCUUGGAACAAUUCGCGCAUCAUCCACCGAGCACGGACAUGUGCGUAUAUAGAUUUUCUGAUCCAGUCAAAGUUCUAUAUGUCCCAGCUGCUCUUUGCUCAGAUGGCCAUUCAAGGCUUCUCCAAGUUUGGCAGCCUGAAGGAACCUGUUAAACAAUAUAUUGCUAAAUGAUUAUCCUUGCAAUUUCUUGAGAUUGGAGUCGCCUUUGGUACAGGAGCGGAAGCGUCGUCUCAGCUCUUGGUUGGAGGCCCCUAGCGCCUUAGAGGCUCAGCCCCGAGGCCAAGCAGAGCAUUUGAUGCCCCUCUUUGUGGUGCUCGGGGCGGCGGGCUAUGCACCUGGGCGGUUGUUGAAUGCAGAUGCUGACCAAGCUCCACAGUCGUUCUAUGUUAGUGAGUUUGAGUUUCCGUAGUCCAAGCCCGUGCUCUGCCUGAAAGAUCCCCGAAGGGGAUCACCAGGAGAGGCAGCUGCCACAGCUCAGAAUGUGAA